This is a messenger RNA of Opisthorchis viverrini, 654 nucleotides long. RefSeq lists its product as hypothetical. The annotation marks the transcript as partial. The record is from RefSeq and is a predicted model, not a curated record. NCBI's taxonomy places the organism in Eukaryota, Metazoa, Platyhelminthes, Trematoda, Opisthorchiida, Opisthorchiidae. The transcript has 5 exons.
AUGAAGGAAACUACUCACAAGUUUGCUGAAAACUCUUCGAUAGCCCCAUAUAGUGUUCUUUUUCUUCUUCAAAUUCUGAAUUCUGCCGGAGGAAGUUCUCCUCCUGGAUCAACCGAAGGAAGCACGAAGGCUGAGAUACUGCCAGGGUUCCCAAGCUUAGGCAAGACCAGUCGAGAUAUGGAGCGUUUUAUCCGAACACAACCUACAAGCACACACGGCAAAACCAAGGAUGAUUUAGUCCUGGAAGGGGCUGUGUUAACUAAAUACUGCCUUUGCACCCGUCAUUGGAAGCCUACUACAGCAUUCUUCAUCGGUCUUCAAGCUACUUUUGAUCCCAUGAACCGAUGCACACCUGAAGAGCUGGAUAUCUCGUUUGUGAAACGGGUCUUUCACCAAAUGCUACGAUCGUUCGUGCUGUCGUUCAGCUGUCACACCCAUCCGAUGCCUAGCUCCCAUGUCACCCGGAGGAAGAACGAGGGCUGGGAUACUGUCAGGUUGCCCAAGCCUAGACAGGCGAAUUCGAGAGGCAGAGGUCGGGUUCGAACCCCGGACCUUCCGUUCAGUAAAUUCUCGACCUUCUUACUGACCCAUCUAACUUUCUCACACGGAUCUAUUGUGGUCAGAAUGGUGGCUCUGUUCGUUUCUUACCUAAUA